Molecule: messenger RNA, 1290 nt
Organism: Adineta steineri
Lineage: Eukaryota; Metazoa; Rotifera; Eurotatoria; Adinetida; Adinetidae
Source: the annotation of a GenBank genome assembly
AUGGAUCUAAAUGGAGAUGGUGUGAUCGGCUCUAACCAUAGAGGUGGCCUAGUUGAUAAAUUGGAAAGAGCUACUCAUGUGGAUAUUAAUGGUGAUGGACGUAUUGGUCGACCACCUCCUUAUGCUUCAAAUUACAAUCAACAUGGCAACAAUGCUUUGAUAGAUGAAUUGGAAAGAGCCACCAAUACAGAUCUCAAUCAUGAUGGACGUAUCGGUGGUUCCUCAUAUCCUCCACCUCCUCGUUCUUAUAAUGGACCUGGUUAUACUCCAAAUUUUAAUCAAUCUGCCAAUGAUGGUAUGAUAAAUGAAUUGGAAAAAGCUACAAACAUAGAUAUCAAUCACGAUGGACGUAUUGGUGGUGGCCCAUCAAACUAUCCUCCUCCAAAUUUUCAACCAUUCGGUGGUCCUUCAUAUCCACCGCCUCCUAAUUCUUAUAAUGGUCCUGGUUAUCCUCCGAAUUUUAACCAAACAGGCAAUAGUGGUUUGAUAAAUGAACUGGAAAAAGCUACGAACAUAGAUAUCAAUCAUGAUGGACGCAUCGGCGGUGGUCCAUCAAACUAUCCUCCUCCAAAUUCUCAGCCAUUUGGUGGUCCAUCAUAUCCUCCACCACCUAAUUCUUAUAAUGGUCCUGGAUAUCCUCCAAAUUUUAACCAAUCUGGUAACGAUAGUAUGAUAAAUGAACUGGAAAAAGCUACAAAUAUAGAUCUUAAUCAUGAUGGACGCAUCGGCGGUGGUCCAUCAAACUAUCCUCCUCCAAAUUUUCAACCAUUCGGUGGUCCUUCAUAUCCUCCACCACCUAAUUCCUUUAAUGGUCCUGGUUAUCCUCAAAAUUUCAAUCAGUCUGGCAAUAACAGUAUGAUAAAUGAAUUGGAAAAGGCUACGAACAUAGAUCUCAAUCAUGAUGGACGCAUUGGUGGUGGUCCUUCAUAUCCACCACCACCUAAUUCCUAUAACGGACCUGGUUAUCCUCCGAAUUUUAACCAAUCCGGUAAUAAUAGUAUGAUAAAUGAACUCGAAAAGGCUACAAACAUAGAUCUUAAUCACGAUGGACGCAUCGGUGGCGGUCCAUCAAACUAUCCUCCUCCAAACUUUCAACCAUUUGGUGGUCCUUCAUAUCCACCACCACCUAAUUCCUUUAAUGGUCCUGGUUAUCCUCCAAAUUUUAAUCAAACUGGUAAUAGUGGUUUGAUAAAUGAACUGGAAAAGGCUACAAAUAUAGAUCUCAAUCACGAUGGACGCAUCGGUGGUCCACCUAAUCAAUAUCCAUAUAGCAAUCCUUAUGGUUAUUAG